UGCAAAACACAUUUCAAAUUAAGAUUUUGUAUGGAUUAUACAAAAACAGAUAAGAACAAAAAUGAACAGAUAAUAUGAAAAGCAAAAAAAAAUAUAAUAUAAUCCCUUCAAUCCUUAUUAUAAGAAAAAAAAUAUAUAUUUAACACAUUGAACAAUAAUUGUAUAUAUAUAAUCUAUAUGAAUCAUAUAGAGUCUCAUCCCAGGAAAUAUUUUUGAUUUGAAGAUGGGAUUAGAAUCUUCUGAUUCAAGUGAUGACAACCUCAACAACAACCUUAGCAACCCUUUGUUACUCUCUGAAUCUCAUUAUCCUAAAAGAACAGGGACUGUUUGGACUGCCGUUGCACACAUAGUGACAGGUGUGAUAGGAUCUGGAGUGUUGUCUCUUCCAUGGAGUAUUGCACAACUUGGUUGGAUUGUGGGACCAUUCUCCAUUCUUCUUAUUGCUUCUUCAACUCUCUUUUCCGCUUUUCUACUGUGUAAUACUUAUCGUUCUCCUAAUCCUGAAUAUGGUCCUCAUAGAAGUGCUUCUUAUCUUGAUGUUGUCAAUUUUAAUUUAGGAGUUGGGAAUGGACGAUUAUGUGGCCUUCUUGUGAAUAUAUGUAUUUACGGUUUUGGAAUUGCCUUUGUCAUUACAUCAUCUAUCAGCUUAAGAGCAAUCCAAAGCUCAAUUUCUCAUCAUGACAAAGACAAGGAAGCAACAAGUGAAUUUGCAGAUGCAUAUUAUAUGCUGCUUUUUGGGAUUCUCCAAAUUGUUCUCUCGCAGAUACCAAACUUACAUGACAUCAAUUGGCUCUCAGUUGUCGCUGCGAUGACGUCUUUUGCUUAUUGUUUCAUUGGAAUGGGACUUGCCAUCAUGCAAAUCAUGGAAAAUGGAUAUGCUAAGGGUAGUAUUGAAGGAAUCAGUACCUCUAGUGGAACUGAGAAGUUGUGGUUGAUUUCCCAAGCGCUUGGUGACGUGUCAUUCUCGUAUCCUUUCUCGACUAUUAUGAUGGAAAUACAGGAUACUUUGAAGACGCCUCCGCCAGAAAACCAAACCAUGAAAAAGGCCUCAACCAUAUCAGUCUCUAUCACAUCAUUCUUUUACCUCUGUUGUGGAUGUGCCGGAUACGCUGCAUUUGGCGAUAAUACACCAGGAAACCUUUUAACCGGAUUCGGACUCUCAAGGUUUCAAUGGCUAGUGAACUUCGCUAAUGCUUGUAUUGUGAUUCAUCUAGUUGGUUCAUAUCAGGUAUACUGCCAGCCACUGUUUGGCAAUGCCGAGAGUUGGUUACGUUUUAGAUUCGCUGACAGUGAAUUUGUGAAUCACACAUAUACUUUGAAACUCCCAUUGCUGCCAGCUUUUGAACUAAGUUUUCUCAGCUUAUCAUUCAGAACUGCUUAUGUUGCAUCAACCGUUGGGAUUGCAAUGAUCUUUCCUUACUUCAACCAGAUUCUCGGAGUUUUAGGUAGCAUAAGCUUUUGGCCAUUGACCGUAUAUUUUCCAGUGGAAAUAUACUUGAGUAGGUCGAAUACCGAUUCGUGGACUGCUAAGUGGAUUAUGCUUCAAACUUUCAACAUUUUUGGAUUUGUAUUUGGAUUGUUCACUCUGGUUGGAUCCAUUAGAGGACUCGUUACCGAAAGAUUAGGCUAAGAAGUUCAGAUUGGCAUCGAUGAAUGCGGGCAUUAUUCUAUAGUUGUAAGUUGUUUUGCAGGUCAGGUUUUUGAAGUUGGACCUGUAGAGUGGAAUAAAGAAAAGUAUGACUUGUUGGACAAAAUCUGAGUUGUGUAACUUUUGUUUGAAGUCUUGGUAAUAUGAGAUUAAUUUUGAAUGAA
Messenger RNA from Lathyrus oleraceus (garden pea), 1812 nucleotides. RefSeq names its product probable amino acid permease 7. The coding region runs from base 224 to 1630 and encodes 468 amino acids. NCBI's taxonomy places the organism in Eukaryota, Viridiplantae, Streptophyta, Magnoliopsida, Fabales, Fabaceae. The transcript has 7 exons. The record is from RefSeq and is a predicted model, not a curated record.